Moneuplotes crassus is the source of this 894-nucleotide messenger RNA. The record is from the annotation of a GenBank genome assembly. Lineage: Eukaryota; Ciliophora; Spirotrichea; Euplotida; Euplotidae.
CAAUGAACCAGUCUUCCCACCUUAGUGUCGUUAAUCGGAGUAUUUUGAGAGAGAAUGAGCCUUUUAAGAAUGAAACUCCUGAAGUUUUUAAGUUAUUGCAUUCUAAACAAAUGAGUGAGGCAUCGACGAUGAAUGAAUCUUUCUCGACUGCUGCAGAUAUGAGUAGGGUCUCUUCCCAGAAGUUUUCUACCUUAAACAUAAAGAGAGAUCACUUUGUGCCGAAAGUAAAGAAGAAGGAAUUCUUAAACCCCUAUUUCUUUAUGAAACCUCCCAAGAAUUAUGGUAAUCCUACCUCCUCUAGUAACUUCACGAGAGGCUUCAGAGUGGAUAAUAUUGAAAUUGGUAACCAAAGGAUGCACUACGAGAAACACUUGGAAAGAACUACGAAGGAGCAAAAAUUCAGAGAUUCCAAGACAGCGAAGUCCCGGAAGUAUGCGCAGUAUUUAAACUGCACUAAUCCUAUUUCGACACCGAAAAUCCAUUUCCAAAAACCUAUGAAAAAGUACUACCAUGAUGGAUCAGCAAACCCUAGUGCUGUACUGAGAUGGAUGAACACCAGAAAACUAGGAGAUACUUUUAUUGAAGCCAGGAAGGACAGGAACAAAUCCGAAGUCAGAGAGUUCCAGAAGUUUAGAAACGAGAGAGACAUCCUUGAUGUCACUGAUGGAAAUAGGAGGUACAAGAAGUACAGUAAGAAAGGACAUAUAAAAGGAAUCAUUCAGAAUGAAUAUGGCAGAAAGACUAGCUUAGCGGUGAACAGAAGUUGCGAGGAUCUGACUGGAGUCACCAAGAUGUACUUAUCCGAUACUAAUUUCUACAAGAUGAACUCAUCUAGACAGAGAGAAGGAUCAAUUACUUUUGGAUAAUAAGAAUGUUUCAAGUGAUAAUAAUCUU